CGCAACGAGGACCUGAACGGGUCCUUAACAGCAACUGCUGUGCAUGUCUCAAACCUCGUUCCGAAAUUUUUCACCUCACGAAGCUCUGCCUACGUCCCUGAGCUGGAGGCGUGCGGCCGACUCGUGUGCUGCGCGCAGAGGCUGUGCAGAAGCGGAAGCGCAACAGAGGAGGCCGAGCAACGUAUCAAUCGGGGGCGAAGGGGUGCACAGGCGGGCCCCGAGUUGGAGGGGCCCUCAGGCUCGGAGGAUGGCAUCCUUCCGAUUCCGGUCAGCCCCAGCCCCGCAUCCACGUCCUCGCAGGAGGAUGCCUGCAAACCGCCACCCCGCAAUUGCUAUCGUCUGGUUAUGCUCGGCAGCGCGAGAGUUGGCAAAACGGCCAUUGUAGCACGAUUUUUGUCCAACAAGUUCGAGGAGAGUUAUACGCCAACGAUCGAGGACUUCCACCGAAAGCUGUACAGGAUUAAAGGCGAGGUCCAUCAGCUUGAUCUUCUGGACACGAGCGGGAAUCAUCCGUUUCCGGCCAUGCGACGAUUAUCCUUCUUAACGGGAGACCUGUUCGUGGUGGUGUUCAGUUUGGAUUGUCGAGAAUCGUUCGAGGAGGCCAUCAGACUGCGUGAAUCGAUCCUGGAAACUAAAGUAAGCGCGACCCAAAGCGCGACGAAGAGCAGGAGCAAGAGUCACUUCAAUUUGAAGGUUCCUAUGGUCAUCGUCGGGAAUAAAUGUGAUAAAGAUACAAAAAUAGUUACGGUCGAAGAGGCUGAAGAGUACUGCAACAGCCAGGACGAUUGCUGCGUAUUCGUGGAGGCGUCCGCGAAGAGGAACUACCACGUGGAGGAGCUUUUUUACCAGCUGUUCGUAGUGGCAGGUUUGCCGUUGGAAAUGGCGCCGAAUCAUCACAGAAAGGUCCCUCUCACUUUCGGAUCACCGACCAUGUUACCACCGUCACAGCCAAGGCACAAAGCCAUGAGUAUAAAGCGGCGGCUGAGCGACGCCUGCGGCGUCGUGGCGCCCAACGUGCGCCGGCCGAGCAUCAGAACGGAUCUGAUGAUUAUGAGAACGAAAACGUGCUCCCUUGCAGCCGGGAAUGAGAACAACGCGCCUGGAUCGAGGAUCACCCUGCGCACAGACGCCAGAAAGACGUGCACCAUUCAGUGAUAUACCCGCUGU
Messenger RNA from Apis florea (little honeybee), 1167 nucleotides. RefSeq names its product dexamethasone-induced Ras-related protein 1. Lineage: Eukaryota; Metazoa; Arthropoda; Insecta; Hymenoptera; Apidae. Gene Ontology annotation, molecular function: GTP binding; GTPase activity; G-protein beta-subunit binding. Gene Ontology annotation, biological process: signal transduction. The record is from RefSeq and is a predicted model, not a curated record.